Aphanomyces invadans is the source of this 1103-nucleotide messenger RNA. RefSeq lists its product as hypothetical. Bases 16 to 1005 code for a protein of 329 amino acids. The record is from RefSeq and is a predicted model, not a curated record. Gene Ontology annotation, molecular function: hydrolase activity. Lineage: Eukaryota; Oomycota; Saprolegniomycetes; Saprolegniales; Verrucalvaceae. The transcript has a single exon.
CUUACAACCGGAAACAUGGGCCAGGCGAGCGCCGCGAUCGGUGCCGACAUUGUGGAUGCCCACCACCACUUUUACGACACCAACGAGAAACACUACUCGUUCCUCAAGUCGUUGGGGGCAUCGCCAUACCUCCCUGAACAGUACGCCGAAGCUGUCGGCGAGAUUCCCAUCUCUCGGUCGGUCCACAUUGACGCCAUGCCGGACAGUGGCAUUGCGGAAGUUGAGUGGAUCGAAAGCCUCAUCGCUGCCGGACGUGCCCCCACCGUCGCUGCAAUUGUCGCUGCGGUCAAUCUCGCGGAAGAAGACGUUGAUGCCCAACUCGCUGCGAUCGUUGCCGCGUCGUCGAAAGUCCGAGGCGUUCGGUUCAUGGUCGACUACGAAGGUCCGUUCGACGGUGGAAAGAACGCCACUCACAUUGCUGUAUCUCGUCACGGAAACGACUACAUCCGUGAUACGUCGGGGCCUGCACAAGCAUUCGAGCGUGGGUUUGCUUUGCUCGCCAAACACUCCCUCUCCUUCGACUUGCAGUGCAGUCCGUUGCAGUUGGAUGCCGCCGCCGCGCUCAUCUCGCGCCAUCCCGACGUACCUGUCGUCGUAGAUCAUUUGGGUAAGGUGCGUCAUCUCGCUCUCGAUGGAAGCGAUGCUGAAACCAACAAGCUUGCCGUGUGGCGCGCGGGAAUGACCAAACUCGCCGCGCUACCCAACGUGUACGUCAAGCUGUCCAUGUUGGGUUACGUGGUACCUGGCUGGCAUGAAGAUGCAAAGAAAGAAGCAUUCGUUCGCGACUUGGUGCGCGAAGUCAUCGGUCUCUUCGGUGUCAACCGCUGCAUGUUUGCCUCCAACUGGCACCAGAACGGCGCCGCCGCCAACGCCGACGGCAUCGAUGCCACCGGCCCCACCAUGCCCGAACUCUAUGCGAGUUUUCACGAGUGGGUGUCCGAAUUCUCCGAAGCCGACCGACGCGCGCUGUUUGCCGGGACGGCUGCCAAGUUUUACCGCAUAUAGAACGCAGCAGCCUAUGCUUGCGACGAUGAAUGCACAGCUCAAAAUAUCUUUGCAAGUCGUCUCCUUCAUGGCACGUUCUGCGCAUCGUUUGAGCACUU